UCUGUGUUCUUGUAUGAUAUUAAUAUAAUAUUAAACCUUUAUUAUACUGUAUAAAACUGUAUAAAUGUUAUUUACAUACUCACAAACAUAGGAGUUGUUCUGGAUGGUCAAUGUGUGUAUAUGUGUGUGUUGAGUCUGUCUAUCUGCUGUGGUUACACACAUGUGGAAGUGUUCAGAUAUUUUACUGAAGUAUUUAUACAGCAAUGGAAAUAUACAGCAGCACUAUGACAAGAAUAAUACAAUAAAAUAUGUAUUGUUAUGGAAAGGGGAUGAGAGGUAGCUUGUGUACAAAUGUGCACAUUAUUUGGAGGGUUGUGCAGAACUGGCAAUACUUCAAUGAAAUAAAUAAGUGCAUAGUGUGCUUAAAGGGUUAAGUACCUACAACUCAAGUCAAGUACAGUACUAAAAGUACCUCUUCAAACUGUUGAAUAGAUAACCUAUACAAUAAUACAAAAAUCAAUAAACACUAAUUACCAUUUAAAAGAGAGUGUUGCUAAUACAACUGUUAAAUACAUAAUUGAAAUAUAAACCUAUAAUACAAAGACUAAAAGAGUCACUUAAAGGAAGUGUUGCAAAUAAAAAACUAAGCUAAAGAGAUGUGUCUUCAGCUGUUGUGUAAAAAUGCACCUCUUCACUCUGGGUCUUUACGUGACCUGGCAGAGGGUUUAAUAGCGUCUGCGUGCUGCUGAGGUUUCUAUACUUCCCGUAUCAGCUCUCACCAGUUCCUCCAUGCAGACAUGGUAUUUGAAUAACUUCUCAGCACACAUUGUAUUUGUGUUCCCCUCUGUGAUCCAGAAACAUGAGCGACCAGGUGAGUCCGUCCUUCAACCAGAGCUCAGGGAACGAGUCGACUGCCUGCGACCAGGUGGACACGUCGGCACGCCUCUUCUUCCUGCUGGGACACAGCCUGGUGUUCCUGGUGGGGUUGCUCCUGAACGGCUUCACACUGAAGGUGUAUUUCUGCCGCGCGCAGCAGCAGCAGUCCAGCAGCGUCACCGUCUACCUGAAGAACCUGGUGGCUGCAGACUUCCUGAUCAGCCUCUGCCUGCCGCUCCGGAUCCUGAACUACUCCAGGACCUCGGUCCACAUCCACCUCGUCUACUGCAACUUCGGGGCGUCCGCCUUCUACCUCAACAUGUACGCCAGCAUCUUGUUCAUGGGCUACAUCGCAGCCAACAGGUAUCUGAAGAUCGUCCACCCGUUAGGAACCCACAUCUUUCAGACGGUGCGAGCCGCCCACAUCAUCUCCACGCUCACCUGGCUCUUCCUCCUGGCCCCGGUGAUCACCUACGCCACCCUCUCUCUCCUCAGCCAGAAACCCUCAUCCCCCGUCCCUCUGAGCCUGGGCUGCGACGCCCUGCACAGCCAACUGCUCAGCACCGUCUACAAGGUCAUCCACUCCUGCUCCGUGUUGGUCUUCCUGCUCGUCCUCGUCUCGCUGAUCUUCUUCUACCACAGCACCUCCCGCCGUUUGUCUCUGGCGCAGAAGAGACAGCCGGCGUCCUCAAGCUCCAAGAAGCUGGCUAAGUCUCGCAGAAACAUGCUGGUUCUGGUGAGCGUGUUCUUCGUCUGCUUCGUCCCGUACCACCUCGUGCGUCUUCCCUACGCCUUCCUGAGGAAGCGCUGCUCCUGGAGCCAGACCUUCUUCUACCUGAAGGAGGUGACCGUCCUGCUGUCGGUGCUCAACGUCUGCUUGGAUCCGCUCAUCUACUUCAUCUUCUGCAAGGCCUUCAGGGCGCAGCUGAACCUGAAGAGGGCGUUCAGACUCACACAGGCCACCGAGAGGAGGAGCAGCGACGGGAGGAUGAGCAUCAGAUUCAACAGGACGACGUCGCUCACAACCACCACCAGGCAGAAUAGCUUGCUGUAGCUUACACACACUAACACUCAGUGGUGGUUCUAGAUCGAUUUCACUGGUGGGGGUCAUGUUUAUUUAAUGAGAUGGGCACGCUCAAUGCGGGACAAAAGAGACAAAGGCAGUGUUAUUGUCACGAACUUGAAACUCAAGGUAGCACUCAAAUGCACGACUCCAGGAGACAGAGUUCAAGUCAAGACAAUGUUGAAAAUGAUUAGUUUUUGUAUAAAGUCAUAGCGUAUAGCAUCUUAAAAUACCAUCAUUGGUGUUUUUACCAGGAACAGUUUCAAACAUUUAUUAAAUUACGUUAUGAAAAGCAAAAAGCGUUCUUGUUAACCUCAGCUAGCUACAGCACAACGCUACCUAAGACUGUAUUAUCAUUAUAGAUGCUUCUUUUGAAAGGGUGCCACAGGGGGGUCAAAGCUCAUUGUUACGGAAACACUGGCCACCGUUUCCCCCCCCCAUAGAACCGCCUAUGCUAAAACUAAAAAACAAUCACAUUACAACUGCAAAAUAUGUGCAGAGUCGGUAUAUCGUCACAUCGUCACAUCGUCAUAUCGUCAUAUCGCGGUCGAAGCGACUUGUCAACGUGGCAUUUUUGUAGAAAAGAUGUCGGACUUUAGGCUUUAAUCCGUCUUGUGGUCGGAUGUUUCAUGUGUUCGUAAGUAAGUGUUUCGUGCACUCCUGUUGUCAUAUUUAGUGGCAGCUGAUUUUGUUAUAGAAAGGUCCAUCCAUUCAUCUUGUAGGAGUUCAAGUUAUAGAAAGUUAUUUGUUCAAGAAAGUCAGGUAAUGGUAUAUCAGUAAACUAAGCAUGAACAUACCGAAGCAUUUCACAGCUAAGCUUUUCUCAGGACAGGAAAACAGACACAUUAAAAAAAGUACUUGUCUACUCCAAUUAGAUGUUGCAUGGAGUGUUAUGAAGAAGACAUAUUUCUGCAGACCAAAGGACUUUUCAGUUCUCUCAAUCGCACAUAGAAUCUUUUAUUUUUACCGGCCUCUAUGUAUGGUUUAUAAGAUAUGCAAAAGGGAAGAAGAACUGUGAGUUAAAUAUAUCAGAGCAGAGCCUGUAUCACUAUUUAAAACCACUAUACAUACCCUGCCUGUACAUUGACAGCAUGUUUUUAUCAUAUUCAGAGGGUAUACUGUCAUUAUUGAACCUGGCCCUCCACUUGUUAUCGUAUCUUUGCACCUUCUUUGUUCUGCGGUCAGAAAAACUGCACAUUUAUCAGUCUGAUCUGCAUUUGUUUGCAACGUGCAGUGUGCCAAUGUGCUCUGUUUCACAAAAAUGAGAUUGUAUCUGCUGAGGAAAAGGGCUUGCACAAUGAUUCCUUUGUAAAGAGACAGAGCGGCUGUUCAAUGUGUUCGUUCACAGAAAAACUUCUGAGGACGAUACAGGUCGAAAAUAAACAUAUUAUUAAAACCAGAUCCAUGGUUUGAGACCUGCUAGUCAAUAAUCUCAGAGUUGCAUUAACAAGAUAUCUUUAAGACGUGGUUUACGGGACGUGUUGAUAUUACGACAGGUUAGUCACUCAGGUUUUUACCGUGAAAACCGUCUUCUUGUUUAUCUUCCUCAGAGAUCUGAACAGUGCCGAGGCGUCUGAGCGGCAGUCUGCUCACAAGCCUGAAGUUUCCUAUAAAUAUGUAAAGAAGAAGUUAUAUCUGUAUUGUUUGACCUUUUAUAUUUCAAUAAAAGAUAUCAUGUUACAAUGUUUUUGUUUAGAGCAAGAUGAUGAGUUAUUAACCGGGAUAGAAAGGAAGUUUAUUUAUGUUAUAGUGUUCUAUAAAAAGAUGGCUUUUCACUUUACCAUCUAUUGUGGUUAUUUGUUGUAUUUGUUUGUAUUUGCACUUAUUAAAAAACAUGUUGGUA
Molecule: messenger RNA, 3722 nt
Organism: Trematomus bernacchii (emerald rockcod)
Lineage: Eukaryota; Metazoa; Chordata; Actinopteri; Perciformes; Nototheniidae
Gene: gpr206
Product: P2Y purinoceptor 14
Exons: 4
Coding region: 800-1870 (356 amino acids)
Biological process (GO): G protein-coupled receptor signaling pathway
Cellular component (GO): membrane
Molecular function (GO): G protein-coupled purinergic nucleotide receptor activity
Source: RefSeq, a predicted model, not a curated record